CUGAGCAAAAGUUACGCAAUCGACCACUGCACCGAUUAAUCUUGUUUUAAAUAACAUCUCAGAUAUUAUUUUCAAUUUUAGAUAUGCAUAGAAAAAAACCUUUCAGUGCAAAGCAGAAGAAGAAGCAAAUACAGGAGAAACGUAAGCGGAAACAAGAUUCCGGCCCAGGCUAUCUACGGGGUGACAUAAAGGUACCAGUGUACGUUGAUGAUGAAUCAAAUGAAACUGUGGCCUCAUCAGUAUUAAAAGAUGUUCAAAAAGUUAACGAGCAGCCAAAGCGCAACUUUGAUGUUAACAGGUACCGGUUACAUUUCUUUCAAGAAGAUAAAGAAGUGGUCAAAGCCAGGAAAGAAAAGGCCUGGCAACCAUACAAAAAGUUAGCUAAGGAGGAGCUGGAAAUGGAGAUAGCUUGCGACAUUGGCACAUCCAUUGAAAUUCCAAAACGGCCACCAUGGAAAUAUGGUACCCCCAAACGACAAUUAGAGGCAAAUGAAGAAAGGUAUUUUAGGGAGUACAUAGAGAGGAUAUUUGAAGAACACAGCCAAGACAGUCUGAGUUACUUUGAGGUGAACUUGGAGACGUGGCGCCAAUUGUGGAGGGUCCUUGAAAUGUCUGAUGUUUUCCUUAUAAUCACAGAUAUAAGGCAUCCGAUGAUGCACUUUCCACCAGCGUUGUACAAACACAUCACACAUGAUCUGAACAAAUCAGCCAUAGUCGUGUUCAACAAGGUUGACUUAGCUCCACCCUCUCUUGUGGUUGCCUGGCAACACUUCUUCAAACAGAGGUUCCCAUUGGUGGAAGUUGUCUGUUUCUCAUCUUUCCCGAAGAAUAAAGAGGAUCUUCAGUCAAUGACCACGGAAAUAGGAAAAAUUGUGUUCAAGAAGAGAAGGAGGGGCACAUACCGAGCCAUGGGACCUCGGGAAUUGUAUGAAAUGUGUCAGAAUAUUGUGGAGGAUGAAGUUGAUCUGUCUAGCUGGGAAAAGAAGAUACACCUAGAUCAGACUGAAGCCUCUGGAAUUGAUGAUGAUACUGAUGAGAGCGACCAGAGUGAUGCACCAGAUGAAGUGGAGCCAGAAUUGGCUUAUCAGCCCAGAGACAAAUACAAGGAUGGGGUGUUGACCAUCGGCUGUGUUGGUUAUCCAAAUGUUGGAAAAUCCUCAAUUAUCAAUGGACUCAUGGGAAAAAAGGUUGUAAGUGUAUCAAAGACUCCAGGCCACACAAAGCACUUCCAGACAAUAUACCUCACCCAGACUGUCCGACUGUGUGACUGUCCAGGGCUUGUGUUUCCAUCUCAUGUAGAUAAAAACCUACAGAUUCUUGGUGGCAUAUACCCAAUAUCCCAAGUGAGUGAUCCGUUUUCAGUGGUAGGAUACGUAGCAGAGAGAUUGGACUUACCUAAACUUUUACGGCUAAAACCUGUUGAUGAGGAUGCUGACCCCCUGACCCACAAGUGGUCUGCUCUGGAUAUCUGUGAAUCAUGGGCCCAGAAGCGAGGAUUUGUCACAGCAAAAGCAGCCCGUCUGGAUGCAUACAGAUCUGCCAACCACCUGCUCAGAAUAGCGCUUGAAGGGAGAAUCUGUCUGUGUUUCUAUCCAACCGGAUAUUGGAAAAACAAAGAAAAAUGGGAAACUUGUGAUGAAACAGUAGCUUUCAUAGGACUUCAAAAUUCUUACACCAAGAAGGCUAAGUCUACUAGUGACGCUGAUGAUGAAAGUGCAGAGUCAUCUUCAGAAGAGGAGGAGGAGGAGGAAAAUGAAGGGUCACAAGAAGGAAGACAAUUAAAACCAAAGUUUGAUACUGAAUCAAUUGUUUCCUCUAACCCAUUUGCUUUAUUGGUAGAUGAUUGAAACUUUGAAUAAAGCAGUGUCAACGCUUUUCAUACUUAAUGUGUAUUUGUGUUGUAAGCCUAGCAAGCUGGCCAGUUUAUUUAGAUGUAUUUAAAAUAGAAACAGGGAAUCAAUUGAGUGUCCUAAAAUGCCACACCUAGUCGUAUUUUUAAGAAAAAAAUGGUGUUUUGUUUGUAUAUAAUUUGUGUGUUCUAGCCAUGCUUUUAUUUAUGGCCAAAUAGUAAAUCUGUUUUUCGAAACAUCUUGAGCAUACAAGGUAUAAGAUUAAACAUUUUUGUUCAUUCGACAAAAUUACUUGCUUGUACUUUACAUAACAAAAAGUAGAAAUAUUUAACCAAAACAAAAAUUGUGAGCUUAGCUUGAUCCUGGUGUAAGAGUUUUCGAGAAAUUAGGGCCAGGUUUUGUUUCUUGACUUUCAUCUUAAGUCAACCCAAUGUGGCAUUGACAGUACCAGGUUUUUCAUGUGCCAUUAUUGUUCUUGAUGUAUUUAUUAUUUUUAACUCGACUUUUCGAAGAAUAACGAGGCUUUACUACUCGCCCCAGCAUCGGUGUCCAGUUUUAAGGCAAGUUGGCCUUUUCACUUAUAACUCCAAUAAGCUUCAUUCAAUUGUCUUAACAUUUCACAAAGUUGUUCAGGACCAUCACACAAUGACUUUGCAUAACUCCAUAUUAUCCUAAAUACAAAUAAUGGCCUCUGAUUGACUUCGGGGGAGCUUAGGUUAAAGUUUUAGGGCACAUUGUGUCAGGUAAAAGUUUUAGGGCAAGUUCAGAUUUUUACUGAUUACUUCUAUCAGGGCUUUUUCUAUAGUACCCACGGGUCCGACUAUCGGACCCAUUCCCAAAGCAAAAUAUAAGAUAUUUUUCCCAAUCUUCAGAAAAAAAUCCCAAUCCAAAAAAAAAAAAUUUUUUUUUUUUAGAAAUUAUUUUUACCUGUACUGGUUCAUUUUACAACAUCCUAAUAAAUUAUGUGAUGUGAAAUAUUUUUGGUAAUUGAACUCAGAAAUCAUUGAUUUUCAUCACAUUUAGAGAUAUGAAAUAUUAUCUGUCAUGAUUUAUUGCAAUAGAUAUUUACACCCCAAGGAUUGAUAUUUCAGCCAUUGUGGGUCUUUUAAAGGGAAAAUAAACUAAUAUUAAAUAAUUUCCUAAUUCACAGGAGACUAGACAGCUUUUUUCUUUUCACUGAAAAAUUUCCCAAUUUCCGCAUUUUCACGAUGCAAAUUUUCCCAAAAUGUCUAGGGUCUUUUUCCCAAAAUGGGCAGAGAAAGCCCUGUCUAUACCCUUCAUUCAGUUGACUUAUUUCUUCACACAGCUGAUUAGGGCUAUCACACAAUUUGGUUACGUUACUCCAUAAUAACCCUAAGUACAAAAUAUUGCCCUUGAGUGGCUAUUUUUUACUAUGUUAUUUUUAUUGCUUUUGACAGGCACAUUUUUUAUAUUUUUUAUUCACAAAGUAAAACCUGGUUAUUAUUAUGGCCUAUGCCGUUGUUAGGGUGGGCCCGCUUGAGAGCGGGGUCAAACUCACACAUAGAAUCAAUAAAUUAUAGUUCCGUUUGACAUAUGAUGAACAAAUUUGGUAUACAAGAGCUUAUGAAGACCUUUCAUGAGAUUGCUUUUGGCACCCAUUUGGUCAAGGUUAAGGUCACUGUUAGUAAACAGAGAAAAAUGAUUGGUACUUAAUAAAUUUAGUUAUGGAAAACGUAUUGCAACCAAACUUGGUUUAUAGGAAGAGUUUAAAGAGACUUUUUUUAUUGUGUUUGGGCUCCAUAAGUAAGUGUCAAUGUCACUGUUUCUAAAAAUAGAAGAUGGUUUGUACUGAAUAGCUUUAGUAAGAAUUGACAUAUUGAGACCAAAUUUGGUAUAUAGGAAGAGUUUAUGGGGAUUUUUCAUGGGAUUGCGUUUGGGGCCUUAGGUCAAUGUCACUAUUACUGAAAAUAGAAAAACGGUUGGUACUGAAUAACUUGAGUUAGGGUUUAUAUGUUGUAACCAAAUCUGAUUAUUAGAAUGACGUUCUUCGUUAUUGGGGCGGACUGACGAAAUGGCAGCGUCAAACUCACCUAUUGUAUUGAAUACAAUUAGCUAGGUUUGACAUAUAGUAACAAAACUUGGUAUGUAGGGAAAGUUUAUGGAGGACUGUCAUGGGAUUGCAUUUGGGGUCAAUGUCAAGGUCACUGUUACAAAAGUAGAAAAAAGUUAAAACUGAAUCUCACAACGAAGGCUUAAGUUCUUCUGUCAAUCAUUGAAAACUUGGUUUCGUCGCAUUGUGGCGUUGGGGUCAAAUAGUUAAUUCAACCAGCCUAAAAAAAUGUUUGUUGUUCCUUUUUAAUGUUGAAUCUCUCUGUUCCUGCCACUAACGUUCUGUUAAUUAUAUUGACUUAUUAUUUUUUAAGUCAUUUCACAGUUGUAUGGUGUUGUAGGAAGAUUGGCGUUACUGCAAACCCGCAUUAUUAACCGGUGCUGUAUGAUUGUAUCCAUGUUAUGUCUAUGAAAACCGCCAGUAGGUUUUACUGUACACUUAAAGUAUCGCGUACACAUGAAUAACCGCGUACACUUGAAAUUUCGCGCUCACUUGAUAUAUCGCGUACUUUUGAAUUACCGCGUACAUUUAAAAUAUCGUAUACACUUACUGCGUAUACUUGAAUAUCCGCGAACUUAUGAAUUAUCGUCUGUACUUGAACUACCGCGUAGGCGUGAAUUUUCGUGUUCACUUGAAGUACCGCGUAGGCGUGAAUUUUCGUGUUCACUUGAAGUACCGCGUAGGCGUAAAUUAUUAUGAUCACUUGAAGUACCGUGUAGGCGUGAAUUAUCGUCUACACUUGAAUUAUGGUGUACACUUGAAUUGUCGUGUAAGUGUCGUGUACACUUAAAUUAUCGUACACUUGAAUCGCUGCAUACAAUUCACUUGUAUUACCACGUACACUUGAAUCGCUGCAUACAAUUCACUUGUAUUACCACGUACACUUGAAUCGCUGCAUACAAUUCACUUGUAUUACCCGUACACUUGAAUCGCUGCAUACAAUUCACUUGUAUUACCACGUACACUUGAAUCGCUGCAUACAAUUCACUUGUAUUACCCGUACACUUGAAUCGCUGCAUACAAUUCACUUGUAUUACCACGUACACUAGAUUUACCGCUUACACUUGAAUCAUUGUUAAGAUAACAUCAACAUAUUAUUAUAUUGAAAAAUUGUUUGACUUCGUUGUAGUCAUAUAUAAACUUACCAAUAAACCAUUUAUUUACAAAUAAAACAUGAAUUACGUAAAUUAGUUGUACAUGUAUGUUUAAUCAGUUUCACAAAAUGGAUGUUAAAUGAUAAAUAGACUUUGAAAGCUCUUUUGAAGCUUAGAAUGUUUCAUCAGGAACAAACCAACAACUCUGUGACUUUAUACUUAUAGAAUAAUUACUGUAAACAAACGGGCAAGUGUACUUAGGUUACAACGUGCCGUGGCCCGGAUUUUAGUUAUGCCAUGUUAGGUAUUUAUUUCCUUCUUGUUGUUUCAUGGACAUUUGAUUAAGCGUUAUUUUUUAAUUACAUGUAAUGUUAUUGUUGAGAGAAAAAAUGGUUGUUUUCUUGUUAUCAAAGUUUUUUUAUGCAAUAAAGCAGAAUAUAUAUUCUA
Mya arenaria is the source of this 5462-nucleotide messenger RNA. RefSeq names its product guanine nucleotide-binding protein-like 1. The coding region runs from base 84 to 1847 and encodes 587 amino acids. The transcript has 13 exons. Gene Ontology annotation, molecular function: GTPase activity; GTP binding. The record is from RefSeq and is a predicted model, not a curated record. NCBI's taxonomy places the organism in Eukaryota, Metazoa, Mollusca, Bivalvia, Myida, Myidae.